UUUUAAUGACGUUUCCAGGUGUCCCGUGGGGUGCGUUUGUUUUUUCCUCCUUAAGUCAGAUCAGGAAACGCGCGAGCGGGCGGAGGUUGGCUGAGACACCCGGCAGCUGGCAGCACGAGCCACCAGCCUCCGCCCCGCCCCCGUCAGAGUGACGAAUCAGAGGAGAAGAAAGUAAAACAACAAACAAACAAACCUCAGAAAACAAACAACAACAACAUCAGGAGUGAGGAGACUCUGACAUGGCGGCGGUUCGAGGAGCCAGAUCCUCGACCCAGAGCCGUCUGUAACAUCAGGCCGGGCUGGGAGCGUCUGUCGGCGUGGACUCGGCGUGAAGCGGCCGGGGCUGCGGGGCAUCAUGGCCGCUGUCACCUCCCGGAGAAUCACGACAGAUUCAGCCGGAGGGUCAGACCCGAGAGGCCCGGUCCUGCCUCCGGGGGGAUCCGGCAGGUCGGCGGAGACCUGGAAGAGACACAUCGUCCGGCAGCUGAAGCACCGAGACCUGAGCCAGCACGCCAUGUUCCAGGACCUGAUCCGCUUCUACACUCAGCUGCUGGAGAAAACAAGUCUGGCCAAAGGAAUCCUGAGCUGCUCCCUCAGGCGUCCCUCCCCUGACAGCAGCAGCUCCAUCUCCGCUCUGCUCCACCAGAACAGCCAGCUGAAGAAAACUACAGGAGAGCUGGCCUAUCAGGUGGUGGAGCUGCAGCAGCAGAUCAAGAUCAAGGAAUGUGUUCUGGAGGAGCAGCAUGCCAGGCUGGCGGAGGAGGAGUGUCGGCUGGCGGGUGCGUUUGAUUCCCAUCGGGAGCUGCAGGAGCGGGUGGAGCGGGUUCAGGGGAAGAACGGGGUGCUGAAGACGGAGUACGACGCCCUGCUGGAGCGACAGAGGGGGGCGGAGACAAGACUCAGGGAGGAGAAGGUCAGAGGAGGACACCUGGUGGAGGACAUGAUCCACCUGAAACAGCAGGCUGCCGCCCGCAUGAACAGCCGCAACGAGCGCAGGUCCAGAGCUCGUGAAGCGAACCUGCAGAAGGAGCUACAGACGGCUGCCAGGUCAAAGGUCACCAUAGACAGCUCCUCCAGCGCUCCGACCUCCAGAUCCACGUCCCCAAAGAACGAGAACCAGGACCAGGAGUCCACAGAGCAGAGACACACCAGACUCUUCAGAUCGGCGUCGGCCACGUCCCCGAGGAUCCUCUCCUCCAUCAGAGAGCUGUUUGACAGGAAGAGGCGUGGCCACUCGGUCUGCAGCCUGGAGGAGGACCUGACGUGUCCUGUUGGAAUCUGUCUGUCAGCCAGAGUCCCGGCCAGAGCCCUGCACGUCCUGGACGCCCAUGAGCAGGGCAUUAACGCGGUGCGGUUCAGUUCCAGUUCAGACCUGUUGGCGACCGGAGGAACGGACCGGGUCAUCAAACUGUGGGAGGUCCGAGCAGGCUCACUGACCCACAGAGCGACUCUGGACGGCAGCACCGAGGGUAUCACCUGCAUCGAGUUCGACCCCACGGGUCUGAGGAUCCUCGCGGCGUCUUACGAUAAAUCGGCUUUGUUGUGGCGACUGGACGACUCUGUUCCCAAGCUGACUCUGACAGGUCACAUCAGGAAGGUCACAGCAGCACGGUUCAGCAGUUUACCUCAUCAGGUGGUGACAGGAAGUGCAGACAGAACCAUCAGACUGUGGGACCUGCAGAGAGCUGCCUGUGUGCAGGUAGUUGAAGUGGCGUCGUACUGCAGCGACCUGGUCUGUUCUGAGAACUGUAUCAUCAGUGGACACUUCGACUCCAAGAUCAGGGUCUGGGACACCAGGGCAGUGAGCUGCGUUCAGGAGCUUCCUGCUCAGGGUAAAGUCACCUCGCUGGACCUCAGCGCCGACCACCGUCAGCUGCUCAGCUGCUGCCGUGACGACUGCCUCCAGCUGGUCGACCUGAGGAGGCGGAGCAACGACCGCAUGUGUUUCAGAGCUGAGGGGUUUAAAUGUGGCAGCGACAGCACCAAGGCUGUGAUCAGUCCAGACGGUUGUUUUCUGGCGGCUGGAUCAGCAGACGGAACCGUUUACGUCUGGAACGCCUCGACCAACAACCUGGAGACCCGCCUCCCUGACAAACACAGUUCGUCCAUCAGCGCCGUGUCCUGGUCUCUGUCCGGCGAAUACGUCGUCAGCGUGGACAAGAGUAGGCGGGCCGUCCUCUGGAGCGACAUCUGAACCGGCCAAUCCACGAGGAGGUCACGUUGUCACGGCAACACCACUCACAACACUGAUCACAGAGCUGUUGCAGGGAACAUUUGGG
Lates calcarifer (barramundi perch) is the source of this 2279-nucleotide messenger RNA. RefSeq names its product protein Atg16l2-like. The record is from RefSeq and is a predicted model, not a curated record. Lineage: Eukaryota; Metazoa; Chordata; Actinopteri; Centropomidae. Gene Ontology annotation, cellular component: autophagosome membrane. Bases 356 to 2194 code for a protein of 612 amino acids. Gene Ontology annotation, biological process: autophagosome assembly; negative stranded viral RNA replication. Gene Ontology annotation, molecular function: protein binding. The transcript has 18 exons.